GCGUAGUGAAGAAAGCUGAAAGCCGCCGGGGCAAGCGGGAUCGCAUUGUCCAUCCCCAUCUCCUCUCUCUAUUUUUGUGGGCGGCAGAUGCGACGGUGAUGCGAAGGCCGUCAGCGCAGUGCGACGCUUACAGCACAGGAUGUCUACGUAGGCCACCGUGUCAGCGUGCCACAUCCUGAGACUCCUCACGAACGAGCGAGCGUACCGGCGGAGGGGAGCAUAGCACGCCAGAGACGCCCAGACCGCAAACUGCGCGUGGCUGGUUUCACACUACAUACACGCUAUAUGGUGUCGUUGUUGAAGAGCUGAGCAGGACUAACGUCGGAGCAUUGCUUGUUUGCGUAGAGAGCCUAAGUCCUCUUCCUCCUUUCAGGUGCAGUCUUCUUUGCUCUUCGAGGUUGGCUGUGUAUCGGUUACUGUGGAAGCAUCACUCACUGCCGAUUUGUGGCCGACCAUAGCCGCCGUUUUGAACGGAGAGCGAGUUGCUUACGAGGAGGUUGGGACUGUUAGAGGGAAGGAAGGGUAGCGCAGUGUAGCGAUGGACAAGGCGAGCGUACGUCUCUUUCUGCUAUGCGGCGUGGUGACUUUCCUGUGCCUACGCGGUGCAGUUCGCGCAUGGAUUACUGCAGUGCACACGAAAGCCAUGGGCUUCGACUGGAGUCUCUCCCACGUCGGUGAGAAUCCCAAGAUGGAGGCUGACGCUGCCGAGCUUGGGCGCGCGCGGAGGUUUUUGCUUGGCAUACCUGAGGAGGGCACGCUUGCCACGUUGGAUGCCAGAUUUGACGCCGAGGAGAAGGGAGAGAAAGCGGUGUUUGGUGCUGCUGAUGGAAGGAUUGCUGCCCUCGUCGCACAGAAUGCUGCUGUGCACCGACGGCUUCUCCAUGCUGUUCCUCACAUCGACAUGGACCGCGGGAACGACGGUGGAUCUCGCGGUCCACGGUUGCUGACAGCGGCUGCGUAGUUGUGUCGCGUAAGAAGCUAACAAUCUCUUGGCACUGCAGCUUCGCCUCGUUUUGCUUCCAGCUGGCGUCCUGUCGACCCACUGAUGCUGCUGCGCGUGCGCUCUUUGCCUCUCACUGACUUGGUGGCUCUUCUGUGGUCGUUGCUUUCGACGAUGUUCUAUUUUCUUGUUUUGCCAUAAUUAUGGUACUGCUUUUUUAUUCGCGGUUCGUGUGCCGCCGCUCAUUUGCGGGAUGGGCAUGCCCCUCUUUUCAGAAGAGGGUGAGAGAGCGGAUGAGCGACGGGUGAGAGAGAGAGAGAGAGAGAGAGAGAGAGAGAGAGAGAGAGAGAGAGAGAGAGAGAGAGAGAGGUUGGCAAUCCUUGAGAUGCGGUGCGCACAUGCGACGCUGUGAAGUUGUGUGUUUGUCCGCACGGUAAUGUUAGACACGGAGUAUGGAAGACGGCUUAUGCUGAUGUCUGGUGAUGUGUCUCACGGCAGAAGUCAUAUCUGUGAUGUCAUUUUCUCCUUGUCUAUGGUCAGUCCUUUCAGUUUAGGUCUGUUCCUGUCCGUCGCUCACGUUUGUGAUAAUAGGCGCGUGCUCGCUCAUAUGUUCCGGCUCCUUGCCUCCUUGUCAACAUUAUCUUGCGGUGUGGUCACUGUGUUGUCCGCUUGCUCUGUGUUUGACCUCUAGUCGCUCCUGCUUACGGGCUGUCAUUUGUAGUGGACGGAAAUCGCGGCGGUGAGUGGGCAUCUGCCUUUCCUUCUUCUGUAUGCCUCCUUGUCAUCAUCAUCUCUGAGUGUGGUCACUGCGCUGUCCGCUUGCUCCGUGUUUGACAUCUAGUCGCUCCUGUUUGCGGGCUGUCAUCUGCGAAGACACGCUCCUGUUUGCGGGCUGUCAUCUUCCGAAGACAGAAAUCGCGGCGGUGAUUGUGUUAUCAGCCUUUCCUGCUUCUGUAUCCAACGGGGGAAACCCUCCAGGGUCUUCUUCUACACUCGUCCUUGAAACGUGUGGUGGAUUGGGUGGUGUGGACUGGCUGCUGGCUUCAUGGGGAGUGCAAGGGUCAAGAUCAGGAUGUUGGCCGAUUGAGGACGAUAUGGUUAUGUCAGGCGACGCGGAAUUAUCUCGGGCUUUGUUUGUUCGCUCGUAAAGCCGAUGUUGGGUUGUGAAAAGAUCUUCGUUGCGGAAUGAGUAACGUCUGGAGUGUUGAUGUUUCUCGUAAUUUCGCUCACUAUUGAGUUUUGGAGGCAGGGCAGGGGAGGGUACAGGAACUAAGCGCUCGUGUACUUUUCUAUUUCGAUCGACGUUCUCUUAUGUCAAAUGGACUCGUUUUCAUAACUUGUGAAAGCGACGGGCAGCUUGUUGCGACGAAUACCGCGGAGGCCAACGCGGAGUAUUGAUCUUUCUCAUGUUUCGGAACCGUUUGGAUCCAGGGCGGAGCAGGGGACAGGAAUUAAGUGUUUGUACUUGUCUGUUUCGACCGAUGUCACGUUCGCUUCGUCAAAUGGACGCAAUAUCUUAACGCCUUGUGAUAGCGGGCAGCAGCUCGUAGUCGCACCGAUGACGGCCAAGGCCGUCAAUUGUGUGAAGCAGUCGUCACUGGAUGGCGUGUAGAACUAGUGUUAUCCGAGUGAUUUGAAUGCAAGUGUAUGUUGGUUUGGAUGGGGAGUGUAAGUUGACAGUGCGCUCGAUGGUGUUGAGUGGGUCGAUGUCGAGAAGACUGAAUAAUGGGCGUUUUGUAAGCGUUUCGAGUUGGGUCGUCGCUUCUUAAAUAAGGGAUUUAGGUAUGGAAAAGUGAAAUCAGGGUUGGGGGCUGGGGGGGAGGUCUGGGCGACCAGCCUGACAGCUGAAUAAUGAGGCGCCAGAUGUCCAUAAUCGGAGAGUAAUUGGAGUGAAUAGUAUGAAGCGGAUCGAAGGAAUU
This is a messenger RNA of Chara braunii, 2859 nucleotides long. Lineage: Eukaryota; Viridiplantae; Streptophyta; Charophyceae; Charales; Characeae. The record is from the annotation of a GenBank genome assembly.